AUGGCUAACAAUAAGUUCGAUUUUGAGUCCAUAAACGAGGAACGUGUGCAUAAAAAUGUCAAUGGAGAAAUGGUCUACUGUCCAAUUUGUCACUGUCUUUUAUGGAAGCCAGUUGCAUGUAAAUCAUGUGAAAAUUCAUAUUGUUCUCCAUGUAUGGAAGAAUGGAUAAGUAAAAACCAAGAUACAUGUCCUCUUGGUUGCCGAUAUGAACAACGUAAAUGUCCGCCUCUCCUAAUGAACAUUUUGUCAAAAUUGGCUAUCGAAUGUCGGUAUAAAACAAAUGGUUGUAGUGAAGUAGUGGCUUACGAAGCACUAGAAAAACAUCAGAAUGAAUGUAUUUAUCAAUUAGUUCAAUGGCUAGGAUGUGAACAAAAGAAAUUAGAAAAAGAUCUUGAUCAACAUCAACAUCAACAAGAUCAUGUGGAAUCGCAGUGUGCUGAGUCUGAAAAAACUUACGUACAAGAAGACAUCUCAACUCACAAUGGAAUAAAAUGUUUACAAUCUCAGUCCAAUUCCACAAAAGAAGAAAUGGAACAAAAAACAUAUAUUCAACAGAAUAUCUCGGAACAAGGAUUGAAAGUGGUGGAAGAAAUGUUGAAAACAAACUUCGAACAACUGACGAAAGUAAUAAGCGAAAAUGAUCGAAAAUAUAGAACUACUAUGGGAAAUCUAGAACAGAGGAUUCAACAACUUGAGUCACAAGCACAAAUUGGUUCAUGGACGUCAUGGGCUGAACGAGCAAUUACAAUUGCAGGCUCAACAAACGGUGCCAAAGGUUCAUCGUUAAAUGAGAUGAACAGCCCACAGGAUCUCUUUGUUGAUAAUGAAAAUAAUGUGUAUGUGGCAGACACUAAUAAUCAUCGUAUUAUAAAAUGGAAGCAGAAUGCAUCAGUUGGUGAGAUUGUUGCAGGAGAUAAUGGUCCAGGGAAAAACUCGAAUCAGUUGAACUGUCCAGCAGCUGUCUUUGUGGAUAAAAGUGAAAAUAUGUAUAUUUCUGAUCAUAGAAAUAAUCGUGUACAAAGAUGGAGUAAGGGAAUGAUUGUUGGCGAAACGGUUAUCGGUCCAUGUAGUCAAGGUUCAGCUAGCAAUCAGAUUAAUGACUUUUAUUGCCUAUUUAUUAAUAAAAGUAGAAAUAUUUAUAUAGCAGAUUGUUGGAAUCAUCGAAUAAUGUUGUGGAAGGCGAAUGCAAUUGACGGCAUUGUUGUUGCUGGUGGAAAUGGCAGUGGAAAUGCUCUAAAUCAGCUAUACUGUCCGUGGGGUAUUUAUGUAGAUGAAAAUGACAAUAUAUAUAUAGCUGACGCGGAGAACCAUCGUAUACAAAAAUGGUGUAAAGGAUCAGCAGUCGGUAUAACCGUCGCCGGUGGGAAUGGUCAAGGAUCCAAUUUAAAUCAGCUCAAUCGACCGCACUCUGUCACACUCGAUAGAAAUGGAAAUAUAUAUGUGGCUGAUCAGUGGAACCAUAGAAUAGUACAGUGGAUAACAGGACACAAAGCAGGACGAAUUAUUGCUGGAGGGAAUGGUCAAGGUUGUCAACCGAAUCAGUUAUUUCGUCCACAAGGAAUCAAUUUUGAUGCACGCGGCAACUUGUACGUUGCUGAUUGCUACAAUCAUCGUGUGCAAAGAUUCACCAUUCAUAGUACGUAG
This is a messenger RNA of Didymodactylos carnosus, 1644 nucleotides long. NCBI's taxonomy places the organism in Eukaryota, Metazoa, Rotifera, Eurotatoria, Philodinida, Philodinidae. The record is from the annotation of a GenBank genome assembly.